Erpetoichthys calabaricus (reedfish) is the source of this 614-nucleotide messenger RNA. Its product is annotated as myoglobin. The transcript has 3 exons. Lineage: Eukaryota; Metazoa; Chordata; Cladistia; Polypteriformes; Polypteridae. Gene Ontology annotation, molecular function: oxygen binding; heme binding. Gene Ontology annotation, biological process: oxygen transport. The record is from RefSeq and is a predicted model, not a curated record. Gene Ontology annotation, cellular component: extracellular exosome. The coding region runs from base 61 to 546 and encodes 161 amino acids.
AGGUGAUCAGCUGGUAGUGUUCUUGGUUUGUUAGUAGGAGCUUGUCUUUGUCUUACCACGAUGUGCGCUUGUGUUGACGAUUGUAAGAAGGUGCUCAGUUGCUGGGGUCCCGUGAAGGCUAAUCCCAAGCAGUAUGGGGAGAUUAUUCUUCAACGGUCAAUUGUUCUCCCCAUCUAUAUCCUCAGCUUGUUUGAGACCCAUCCAGGUGUUCAGAAGCUCUUCCCAAAGUUUGCUGACCUUUCCAAAGAGCAGCUGCAGAGCAAUCCUGACCUCCAGGCCCAUGGUGAAAUUGUUGUCUGCAAGCUGACAGAAUAUAUGCAAAAACCAGAAGAUCAGUCCCUUGUGCAGGAGCUGGGAAAAAGUCACGCCGAGCAGCACAAGAUCCCUCGGGCCAACUUUCAGAUAAUCAGUGAAGUGAUUGUUAUGGUGGCAGCAGAGAAGAUUGACGGCUUUGGCACUGAUGCUCAAACCGCCCUGAAGAAUGUACUGAAGGAGUUUCAGACGGCCAUGGGAGCUUGCUAUGAUAAGCUAGGAUUUGACCCAUGAUUUUGUGUAAGCAGUCUUGAUAGGAUGGUGUUUGAGCUCCUGUAUGAAUAAAAUUACUUUAAAGUGAA